AUGGAACAUGCCACUACUAUAAUUUUUCAACUGGAUACCAGCAUUUUGGAAUUUGCGGGCCGAGAGGCUCAACAAUGCAAAUUCCAAUCUACCUAUGAGUCUGGCACUUUGCACAAGAACACUCGAUUUGACGGAGCUCAUUCCUAUUUUGGAAAUCAUGUGGCAGAUUAUAUAGCACUCAAUGCCUUCCAGUACCGAACCUUUGGGGAGAAAAUUCAAAGCUCCCAUUCCUUCCAGCUACACUAUGCCCUAAACACAUUCUUCUUGUAUCACUCAGGAAGUGAUACGCCCAGCCAUUGUUUUUCCUUUGGAAGUCCAAUUCUUCCCAAAGAUGCACGUGACAUCAAGUCACCUUGUUUGGUUGCCUUUGGACGGUGCAACCACCCUGGACCCUUUGUCCAGGAAUACCAGAAGUUCAUUGCCCCCUCUGAUCUAUUAGCAUCAACCUCUCCUCCUUUUUUCGAGUGCAAGUUUCCAGACUUAGGCAGGGCCAUCGCGCAGCACCAUGCAGCUCUCACUGCCGCCAACCAUGAGGACAGUAAGUUCUCCCCCAGUUCACCAAUCACUGACAUUGGACUUCCAAUGCCUCUGCCAUCUCCUCCACACAUUGGAAGGCAGCCUAUCUCUCCCCUCUCCCUAGGAGAGGGAACUUUAGUCAACAUCAAGACUGAGCCGGUUGGCACAGACUCCCUCCUUCUGCAAGCAUCUGCAGCACCGCAGCAGCAGCAACCUCAACCAUCUACUCCUGAUCUGUUCCCGGUCCCGCAAGUUCCUUCUCAAACUCGCAUGAUUACCUCUCCAGCGCAGGUCACCCUUAUUCCUGCAACUGGGCGAACUGGGCACAUGGAGGCUGGAGAUGUUUCAAGUUUUAAUAGACUUGUUUUUAGUAUGCUAUUUAGACUCUUCUCUCUCCCCACAUCUGACCAGUCCCAAGCAUUCUCAGACACUCACCCUAGCAUCCCAACGGACUCAGGCCGAGCACCAUUUGCACUGGUCCUGCCAACUCGUGCCUCUACACCAUUCUCAGAGCAGCAGCCGCCCUUAAAUCUCAGAGUCCCUGGGACCUCCCAGCUCUUCAUGCACGUUGAGGUGUACGAAUGCUUCCCACCAUCUUCCCCAACCAUGUCCGACUGUUCCUCAUCAGAACUCUCAUCUCCAUUCGUCAUGCUGCUGGAUCCCAACCUACCCAUGUCCAUCGCCGAUCGCAUCAUCAACAGUUCGGACGAGGUCUUCAACGAGCUCAUCUGA
Suillus fuscotomentosus is the source of this 1248-nucleotide messenger RNA. RefSeq lists its product as uncharacterized. Lineage: Eukaryota; Fungi; Basidiomycota; Agaricomycetes; Boletales; Suillaceae. The transcript has a single exon. The record is from RefSeq and is a predicted model, not a curated record. The coding region runs from base 1 to 1248 and encodes 415 amino acids.